Aspergillus campestris IBT 28561 is the source of this 3693-nucleotide messenger RNA. RefSeq names its product putative copper resistance-associated P-type ATPase. The transcript has 2 exons. The coding region runs from base 1 to 3693 and encodes 1230 amino acids. Gene Ontology annotation, biological process: copper ion homeostasis; monoatomic cation transport. Gene Ontology annotation, cellular component: membrane. Gene Ontology annotation, molecular function: ATP hydrolysis activity; copper ion binding; ATP binding. Lineage: Eukaryota; Fungi; Ascomycota; Eurotiomycetes; Eurotiales; Aspergillaceae. The record is from RefSeq and is a predicted model, not a curated record.
AUGCCUGCCCUCGCGGAGCAGGGCACCCAAUGCCUCCGCAGUAUCUUCUUCGUGAGCAAUGUACAUUGCUCCUCGUGUGUGGCCUAUAUCUCAGAAGUCCUGGACGAGAUCCCGGGCCUGAUUGAGCUCGAUGUCUCCAUCUUUACCCAUGAGGUCCGCGCCGUCCACACGGUGGACACCAAGCCCUCCGAUCUGGCCACGGCGUUGAUACAAGCCGCUUUCGAGGUCCAUCAUGUCACCACCUACGACCUGCAAGGGACAAUUGUCUCCGACAUGGAUACCUCGUCCUGGCUCCCCCGAGACUCCAUCCUCUUCUCUCCUCAGUCCAACCCACAGCCCAUUUCGAAUCAAUCCGCCCAAAGACACGCCGAGAAUUGCGACGCUUGUCGUAAAGAAGAACUCGAAAUCGCUUCGACUGACCCCGCGGCACUGGAGCGAACCGUCUCAGUUGCGGCCUCGGCUGAAGGUUCCGUCACCACGCACGUCACCUCCUCGUCACAGUCGCCGAAAGACCAUGGAAGAUUUCGUGCCCGUGUGAGCAUCGGGGGAAUGAGCUGCGCAUCGUGUGUCAACUCCAUUACCGAUGAAGUCAAACAUCUCGAUUUCGUCCUCGACGCGACGGUCAAUCUACUGACCAAUAGCGCAACGCUGGUCUAUCGCGGGCCCCAGGAAAACAUCAAUAAAGUGGUCGAGCAGAUCGACGAUAUUGGAUUCGAGGCGUCUGUGGAUGAAGUCAGUCCCGAGGAGAUGGCUUCGCCGUCUGGUCAACGCCCGUCGUCCACUUUCGUCGCGGAGCUGGCCAUCAACGGCAUGACCUGCGGCUCCUGCGUUGGGGCUGUAACCCGAGGUCUCCAGGAACUGCCGUUCGUGACGGACGUCUCCAUCAAUCUUUUGACGCAUGGCGGAAGAGUCGAGUUCAAUGGGCGCGAGAAUCUGGACGCAGUGACUGAAAAAGUCGAAGACUUAGGGUACGACGUCUCUGUCAACAGCGUCUCUCCAACGGCCGCGGUCGCCGACGAAACCGAGACCAGGUCAAUCGCUAUUCACAUCGAUGGCAUGUUCUGCCACCACUGCCCGGAAAAGGUGUAUAAAGCGCUUGAAAAGCUCCCGGACAUCAGCGUAGACCCCGGUUUAUCGGUCAAGAACCCAAUCCUGAAGGUCACCUACAUCCCCCAUGCUCCAUCUUUUACCAUCAGAGAGAUCCUUCAAACCGCGGAGAAGGCGCAUGAUUCUUUCGUGGCGACGGUAUACCACCCUCCCAGCAUCGAGGACCGUUCGCGCGCGAUGCAGCGACAAGCAAAGAGCCGGCUGCUAGCACGGUUUCUUUUCGUCUUGUUGGUGGUCAUCCCAACCUUUGUGAUCGGCAUCGUGUUCAUGACUCUGGUGUCGCCCGAAAACAAGACGAGAAAGUACCUAGAGCAGCCCAUAUGGGCCGGCAACGUCUCGCGGCAGGAGUGGGCUCUCCUCAUCAUGGCGACCCCAGUCAUGCUAUACGGAGCCGAUCUAUUCCACGUGCGGGCCAUCAAGGAGAUCUACUCGCUCUGGCGUCCCGGCAGUCGUGUACCCGUCCUCCGACGCUUUUACCGCUUCGGAAGCAUGAACCUCUUGAUCUCUGCCGGAACAACCGUGGCUUACGUCUCCUCCUUAGCGGUCUUGAUCAUGGAUGCGGUGGCAGACACAUCGUCCGACGCACACAGCGCCAACUACUUUGAUUCGGUUGUGUUUCUGACCUUUUUCAUCCUCGCCGGCCGGCUCAUCGAAGCAUACAGUAAAGCCAAAACCGGCGAUGCGGUCGCAGCACUCGGGCAACUGCGGCCUUCGGAAGCACUUUUGGUCACCGGAGGCGGCGAGAUCCAACGGAUCAGCUACGACCUACUGGAGAUCGGCGACGUGGUCAGCAUCCCCCACGGUGCAUCGCCCCCGGCGGACGGGAAUGUCGUCGGUCCCGGAUCCUACCAAUUCGACGAAAGCUCUCUGACGGGAGAGUCAAGACCCGUGAGCAAGAAAUCCGGCGACGCAGUGUACACGGGGUCCGUGAACGUCGGACAGCCCGUCCAAAUCAAGGUAUCCGCCCUCGGGGCAGCGUCCAUGCUGGAUCAGAUCAUCGCCGUGGUGCGCGAGGGCCAGAGCCGACGCGCGCCGCUGGAGCGAUUCGCAGACAUACUCACGUCCCACUUCGUGCCGGUGAUCACGCUCAUCGCCAUCCUGACCUUCGUCAUCUGGCUGGCCCUAGGGCUAUCGGGGGCUCUCCCCGCCGAUUAUCUGGACAAUGCGCGCGGAGGCUGGACGUUCUGGAGUCUCGAAUUCGCUAUUGCGGUCUUUGUCGUCGCGUGCCCCUGCGGCCUUGCACUUGCUGCGCCCACGGCGCUCUUCGUUGGAGGCGGCCUGGCUGCCAAACAGGGUAUCCUCGCCAAGGGCGGAGGCGAGGCCUUCCAGGAAGCGAGCAAUCUCGAUGCCAUCGUCUUCGACAAGACCGGAACGUUGACCGAGGGGGGUAGCCUCAAAGUGUCCGACCACGAGUCGCUCGUCGCUUCCCCUGAGCAAGUGCAGGCCGCUUGGGCUUUGGCGCGAAAGCUCGAGGAGAGCAGCAACCACCCCAUCGCACGAGCCAUUUCGGAGUUCUGCAACGAGAAAUUGGGAGACGGUGUAUCUAUCUUAGACGCCGACAUCGAGGAGAUCUCCGGACAGGGAAUGAAGGGCAGAUUCACUGUCUCUACCAAUCAGUCCGAGACGACCGCAACCACCCAAUACGAAGCAGCAAUCGGCAACCAGCGUCUCCUCGAGAAUCUAGUUUCCCUCAGCGAAGAUGACACUCUCAACCUCUCCAAAGCCCUAUCCAAAUACCAAGCUGCAGGAAAAUCCACCGCCAUCCUCUCCAUCCGCCAAACACCAUCACCAACCACCAACAGCAACGAACCCACCCCACCCUUCACCCCAGCCCUCAUCUUCGCCAUCUCCGACACCAUCCGCCCCGAAGCAGCGCAAGUCAUCUCUGACCUCCAAAAAACCCGCAAAGUCGCAACCUACAUGUGCACCGGCGACAACGAAACAACCGCCAAAGCAGUCGCCUCAAUGAUCGGCAUUCCGCCCACAAACAUCAUCGCGAACGUCACUCCCGCCGGAAAAGCCGACUUCGUGCGCCGCAUCCAAGACGGACUUUUCCAAAACAACUCCACCACCCUCACCCUCUCCGAAAUCGAAAACCAGCGCUCUACCAGCAAUAACAAAACCCACAAACGUCCCGUCGUCGCCUUCGUCGGCGACGGCGUCAACGACUCCCCAGCGCUCGCAGCCUCCGACGUCAGCAUAGCAAUGGCCUCAGGCUCCGACGUAGCCAUGAAUUCCGCCGACUUCAUCCUGCUCAACUCCGAGCUGAACUCCAUCCUCAACCUAGUGGUUCUCAGCCGGCGGGUGUUCAACCGCGUGCGCGUCAACUUCGCCUGGGCGCUCGUGUACAACAUGGCUCUUGUGCCUGUUGCCGCGGGCGUCUUUUACCCUAUUGUUAGUGGUCAUGAGCGGAGGAUGGUUGGUGAUGAUGGCCAUAUGGUGGAUGUUGAUAUGCAUUGGAGGUUGGGGCCCGUGUGGGCUGCGCUGGCUAUGGCGUUGAGUAGUAUUUCGGUUGUUUGUAGUAGUCUUGCGCUGGGGAUUGAUUGGAGUUGGUUGAGGGGGUUGGUGGGGUUUAAGAAGGGUUGA